Messenger RNA from Arctia plantaginis, 1545 nucleotides. The record is from the annotation of a GenBank genome assembly. NCBI's taxonomy places the organism in Eukaryota, Metazoa, Arthropoda, Insecta, Lepidoptera, Erebidae.
AUGAUUCUGUCGUUGAUACUUAUCACACCUAUUGUGUGGACCCUGUAUUUCUGGUACAAGAGAAGAAAUUUGUACCGGUUGGCGGCGAAAAUUCCUUCGAUUGAUGGAUCCUCGUCCAUCAUUGGCAUAACACACCGGCUAGUUGGAGAUAAUGAGACUAUCAUGACAUCACUUCAACAAUUUAGUUAUUCAAGUAUGAAACAUGAUGGCGUUGUAACAGGAUGGUUGGGACACAUACUUUACUUCGUUGUCGUCAAUCCCGUGGACAUGGAGCAUGUUCUAAAGUCUUGCCUAGAGAAGGAUGACCUCCACAGAUUUGUUCGAAAAGUUGUGGGUAACGGAGGCAUAUUUGCACCAGUUUCAAUUUGGAGGCGUCGAAGAAAGAUCCUGGUACCAGUUUUCAGCCCAAAAAUAGUAGAGAAUUUUGUGAAAGUAUUUGCAGAACAGAGUCGAAAGCUUGUUAAAAAACUGUCAAGUUACACUGAUAAGGGAAAAAUUAAUAUGUGGCCUUUCUUAAGUAGUUACACAUUGGAUUCGGUCUGUGAAACAACAAUAGGAGUGAAAAUAAAUGCCCAAGAUAAUCCCGAUUGUCUAUUUCUGAACGCUAUGAGCAACACUUUGCAAUUAAUCUGUCAGAGAAUAUUCCAUCUAUGGCUUCAUCCCGAUUGGCUGUACAGUUUAUUUCCCCAAUACAAGACACAUCAGAAAUGUAUAGGCCUACUGCACGAUUUCACUGAUGAGGUCAUAAGAAAAAAGAGAGAAGAACUAAAAAAUGAGGAAUCCUUUAAAACAGAGGUAGACCACGAAUUCGAUUUGGGAUGGUAUAAAAAGGCGACUUUUUUGGAUCUAUUGAUAAAAUUAUCUGGCGGAGAAAAAGGGUAUACCAACGUUGAGCUCAGAGAAGAAACGUUGACCUUGAUAAUAGCUGGCACAGACACUUCUGCUGUCGCGGUGGGGUACACCAUCCAGCUUCUAGCCAAGUAUCCUGAGGUACAGGAAAAGUUGUAUCAGGAGUUAUACGAUGUAUUCGGUGAUUCGGAACGCCCUUUGGUGAAAGAAGACCUCAUGAAAUUAAAAUAUUUGGGGAGAGUGGUCAAAGAGUCACUAAGAUUGUUCCCUCCGGUGCCUCUUAUCAUAAGAAAAGUCUUGGAAGAUACAAAAUUACCAUCUGGCCGGGUAUUACCUGCUGGAUCAGGUGUGGUGUGUUCAAUAUGGGGGGUGCAUCGUGACCCGAAAUAUUGGGGCCCCAACGCGGAGGAAUUUGAUCCCGACAGGUUCCUGCCAGAAAGAUUAAAUUUAAAACAUACAUGCAGUUUUAUGCCAUUUAGCAAUGGACCCAGAAAUUGUGUUGGAUACCAGUAUGCCUUGAUGUCAAUUAAAACAGUAUUAUCAACGAUUCUACGAGAAUAUAAAAUUGUUGAAGAUAAAGAAAACGGACGAGUACCUAAGAUGAGAGUUAAACUUGAUAUCAUGAUGAAGGCAGUCGAUGGGUAUAGGGUCGCUUUGGAAAAGAGAGAAAAAGUUCCGCCACGAAAACGACAAUAA